Messenger RNA from Lactuca sativa (garden lettuce), 1971 nucleotides. RefSeq names its product non-intrinsic ABC protein 6 (gene ABCI7). The record is from RefSeq and is a predicted model, not a curated record. NCBI's taxonomy places the organism in Eukaryota, Viridiplantae, Streptophyta, Magnoliopsida, Asterales, Asteraceae. Gene Ontology annotation, biological process: iron-sulfur cluster assembly.
UCUAGGGAGUCUAAGUGAAAAUAUUACCAAAACUUUGAUCCCCUCGAAAGGUCACGCAGGUGUGGUUCCAGUUUCUUGAUUCAGUCAAAAUCGCCCCACUCCUCACCUCCACCUCCGGCCGGCAAUGGCUGUUUCGGCCUUCACGCCCAUCAUCCGUGCAUCCCCAUCUCCAUCUUUCACACUAUCUACAUCUCAAUACCAAUCGAACUUUAUAAGAACAAGAAAAGUCAAACCUGGGGUUUUGACCCAGCGACGAUAUUUACCCCCGAUUGCUGCCCUCUCCGACCCGUUUGUUCUCGAAAUUGCAGAAUCAUUGGAAGACUCUCUUCCAUCUUCUUCUUCAUCAGGUCUUCAAAAGCUGAGAGAUUUUGCUUCAGAAUCUCUUCUCUCCACUCCAUGGCCAUCUAGAAAAGACGAGCCUUUUAGGUUCACAGACACUUCUUUCAUCAAGCAAUCGGAGAUCAUACCGGUUUCAUCUCCAACACCACCUGAAUCUUCUAACCAUAUAAGUGCAUUCGAGGAUACACAAUCGCUCAAUUUAACUAUAAUCGAUGGAUACAUCAUUGAUUCUUUAUCUCAAUUAUCAGGGUUACCAGAUGGGGUGUUUGUUGGAAGCUUAUCAAGCCUAAGUUCGAACGAAAUAACAAAUAGGGUACUCGAAUUUUUACCUAGUUCUGAACCAGGAGACUUGUUUUGGUCACUUAAUGGUGUUGGGUCACCUGAUUUGGUUGUGGUUUAUGUUCAAGAAGGGUGUAAAGUUGAAGGCCCAUUGCAUUUGAGGUACAUUAGUAAUGAAGGUAGUGAUAAGGAGUCAAAGAAGCUUCCAGUCUCGAAUCCAAGGGUUUUAGUGGUGGUUGAGAAAGGAGGAGAGAUUGGAAUACUCGAAGAAUAUAUAGGUGGUGAUGGGGAUUUGAGUUAUUGGACAAAUUCAGUCAUGGAAAUUGCAAUCGGGGAAGAAGCUAAAGUUAGCCAUUCAUACAUCCAGACUCAAUCUCUGAACUCUGCCCAUAUCAAAUGGACCUCCAUUCGUCAGGAAAAAUCAAGUACAUACGAGCUAGUAGAAGUAAGCACAGGUGGAAAGUUAAGCAGACACAAUGUCCACGUGCAACAAGUUGGAUCAGACACAAUAACAGGAUUAUCAACAUUUCAUUUAUCAGGAAAUGAUCAAACACAAGAUCUACAUAGUAAAAUAGUAUUGGAUCAUCCACGAGGGUUUUCUAGACAACUUCACAAGUGCAUUGUAGCUCAUUCACUUGGACAAGUUGUAUUUGAUGGGAACAUAAAGGUCAACAGAUAUGCGCAACAGACGGAUGCAGGACAACUGACAAGGAGUCUGAUUCUUGAGCCACGUGCAACUGUUAAUGUGAAACCGAAUCUUCAGAUAAUUGCUGAUGAUGUGAAGUGUUCUCAUGGAGCUUCAAUCUGUGAUUUGGAAGAGGACCAAUUGUUUUAUCUUCAGGCAAGGGGUAUUGAUAGACAAACAGCUAGGAAGUCACUCAUUGUCUCCUUUGGUGCUGAAGUUAUAGACAGGUUUCCAACUGCUGAUCUAAGAAAGAAGGUUGAGCUUCAUGUGAAGAAGUUGCUGGAUCCUGUAGUCCCUUCAAAGGUUGCGAGUGGUGUCUGAAGUUUGGAUUUGAAAAGCAAUCAAUAUGAAUAUGUAUGAAGUUUGUAAUGUUUGAUUAUGAGGGAGAAUGAAGUUUUUGAUGUGAAGAUUGUAGUGUUUCCAUGGCAGGAAUGAAGAAACUGUCCAUGAUUUUAGCUCUGGUUUAGAGAUGCCUUGGAAGCUGGACCAGGGAAACAUUACAAACAUGAGUUAACUUUUAUUUUUGUGUAAUUUAAAAAGUAAAUUAAAAAUACUUUUAUAUUUGCUGUCCUAGAAUUUUAAAAUGUUAAAUAUUUUAAAUAUUUGUUUUACUUGACAUUUAAACAGUUCCAAGUAAUGAUAUAGUGCAAAAUGCAAAUUGUUGUGAA